AUGUCAACAGACGUGAAUGUAAAAGUGGCAUUGCGAUGUCGUCCCAUGAGCUCGCGCGAGACGCAAAUGGGUGCACGUGAAAUUGUCCAAGUAGUUGAUGGCACAACAGUGAUUAUCUCCCCAACAGCUGAUAAAAAUCUUAGCCCAGCAGUAGAGGCUACGGAUACAGCCUUGGGGAAAAAGCAGUAUACGUUUGAUAAUGCCUACUACACAGAGAGCACUCAAGCUCAAGUUUACGAAGAUAUAGCCAAACCGUUGGUCGAUCAAGCUUUGCUAGGCUACAAUGGUACUAUCUUUGCGUAUGGACAGACAGGGUCUGGUAAGACGCACACUAUGAUGGGUAGUGGAAAUGACCACGGUAUCAUUCCACUAAUGAAUAACGAUCUCUUUGCGAGAAUCAGCGCAAGUGCCGCAGAAAGUGUGCAUACUGAAGAGCAAGGAGGUUUGAAGUAUCUCGUGACAGUAUCCUUUUUGGAGAUUUAUAAUGAAGUUAUCAAAGAUCUGCUGAAUCCGUCGGAUAAAGUACUAAAAAUCCGAGAACACCCCGAUAUGGGUAUCUAUGUCGAGCAUUUAGCAGAGCUUGUCGUACGUGAUCCAGCCGAUGUAACGCGAUUGCUCGAGCAAGGCAACAAAGUGCGACAAGUGGCAGCUACUCAAAUGAAUGAGCGCAGUUCUCGCUCACAUAGUUGCUUUACGAUCAAGAUCUUGUCCAAGCGAUCGGAAAUGAUGGCGGGUGUGUGUAAGGAAAUAUGUAUGAAUGCUAAAAUCAAUUUGGUAGAUCUUGCAGGUUCGGAGCGUGCCUCAAAGACGGGUGCAACUGGUGACCGAUUUAAGGAAGGUGCAGCGAUCAACAAGAGUCUAAGUGCUUUGGGCAAUGUGAUCAAUAUGCUGGCAUCUGUCGACAAGUCACGCAAAGGUGGAGCCAAAACGCAUAUUCCGUAUAGAGACUCCAAACUAACGCGGCUGCUUCAAGAGUCUUUGGGUGGUAACUCAUUGACUGUCAUGAUUGCAGCAAUUUCUCCAGCAGAUUACAAUUAUGAAGAGAGUGUGGGUACGUUAGUCUACGCGAAUCGAGCCAAGUCGAUUAAAAAUGCGACCAAGAAGAAUGAAGAUGUUAACGAAAAGAUCAUUCGUGAGUUACGCGAGGAAAUAGAAAUGCUACGCCAGAUGGUGGCACGACCGAUGUCAGCAUCGAGUGGGAACCCAGAAAUGAUGGGUCAGAUGGAGGAAAAGAUUGCAAACCUUGAGCGAGCAAAGCAACAGUCAUGGGACGAGAAGCAGCGUCUCACAGAGAUGUAUGAGCAGGAAAGACAGAACUCCCUCGCGAAUGAUUCAAAAAUUCUUGGGUUUAUGCAGACAGUAAAGCAAGAAAAGAUGGAUCUCAUGAAAAAGAUUAAAGUUUUGCAACAGAAGAAAGCGCGUCUUUCAAAAGAAAUGCAUGUACGAAAACAAAGUUAUGUCGAUAACAAGAGCAAGUUGCAAAAGGAAGUACAUUAUUUUCAGCAGAUAAAUGCAGAGAAUUCCAGUGAGAAGCAACAUCGCAUGGCAGAGAUCGAGUCGCGCAAAUCAUUACUAAUCUCUGAUCGUGACGAGUUAUCGCGAUUGAAGGAGGAAUUAAAACGGUGUGAAGAAAGACUUGUUGAGGAAGAGGCUGAAAUUGUUACGAAAAGCGCUUUGCUCGAGGAAGAUGACAAGUUGCGCAAAGCCAUUCAAGAUGAUGAGCGAGAAAAGAUGAAGUUAGAGCGUGCAACGUAUUUGCAGUCUGAGUUGGAUCAAGAGCGCCAACGUCUAAAAGAGGAAGCCGAGAAUGACAAGCUUCAACUAAUGGUUGCACUUGAAAUGACUGCAGACAAGGAAAAAAAGCUGGCUGAAGAAGUUGAAAAGCAACGCAGUAAAGCACUGCAACUUCAGCAGGAAAUGCACCGAAUGCAAACGGAUCAUGCUGAGUGGAAACAUGCAACUAAGCUUAAAGUAUCGCAAAUGCUUGAAGCGCUGAAAAAUGAUUUUUUGUUGCAAGAACGCACGAUGCAGGAGAGGUACGAGUAUGCUAUCUAUCUCUUACAAAAUGCUCGGGACGAUAUUGUAGAGCUUGGCAAACGCAACGAUGAUCUAGAACGGCGUCUUUAUAAAUUGAUUAUCUGUGAUAAAACGUGA
Plasmopara halstedii is the source of this 2154-nucleotide messenger RNA. RefSeq names its product kinesin-like protein. The record is from RefSeq and is a predicted model, not a curated record. Gene Ontology annotation, molecular function: microtubule motor activity; ATP binding; microtubule binding. Gene Ontology annotation, biological process: microtubule-based movement. The transcript has a single exon. NCBI's taxonomy places the organism in Eukaryota, Oomycota, Peronosporomycetes, Peronosporales, Peronosporaceae. The coding region runs from base 1 to 2154 and encodes 717 amino acids.